AUGGCGUCCGAAGGGAACUCGGUGUUUUCACGAAUCAUUCGCCGUGAACUUCCCGCUACGUUUCUUCAUGAGGAUGAUCAGGUAAACCAAGAACGAUGUGUAACUCGAACUCUAAUUCUACACCGACUAUACUCGCACCUAUAGUUGCACACCUGCAAAUUCAACAAACUCAGCCUGCAGUCACUGCACUUGCAUAAUGGCUGGUGAAAAUAAGGUAAUCUUGUAUUCACCCCCUUUCUCUAUGGCUAUGGGCACUCGUUCAUAUUCAAACUCCCAGUGACGUUUUGGUGGGUGGGGGAUGGGAUAGGGUGAGUGUUAAAAUUUGAAAUGAGCAGUUUACAUUUGUGGUACACACACUUUUUUCAAAAAGAUAUCUCUUGAUGCAAGUUUAAAAUACUGGGUCAUUAAACGAGGUCUUUGUCUUAAAAAGGGUAGCAAAAUGAACCUAUUUUGCCUACACUAACCAGAUAGACACCGACACAAGAAUAAAUACAGGGGCCUGUAGGCCCGGGGGGGGGGGGGGGUAGCACUUGGGUUUUUUUUGGAUGGGUAUGUGGCGCCCGGGACUCCAAAUUGGCACCCUGUUCUGAAAAAAUUUCCCCUAAAAUUGAUACCCAGUUCUAGAAAUGGGCCAAUUUUUUUCUUUUGAGCCCGUCUCCAUCUCCCUUGGGUAUCUUAUGGACUCAUUCCAGACUUCCGCGGGAAGAUGGCAGAGUCAGCGCUUCCGGCUCGCACCAAAUUACGCCCGCCCUGCACGCUAAAACACAGGGUGUCACAAGAGUACAACAGUUUGCUUGUUAACGCAUUGAACUGUAUUUUUAAAAGCAAUCUGUCCUUGAAUAAUUUCAAAUGGCUGCUUAUAAAACUGGAGCUUUCGUGCGUUGGAAAUAUUAUACCCUGUUUUCGAGAGCGCCUCUGAAAUGGAUACCCUAUUCUAAAUCAGGAGCUUCAAAAUCACGACCCCGUUGGGCGGCACAUACCCGUAUAGGUAAUGUAUGGGAGUACCCCCGGCCUGUAGGUCAGCAAAAACCUCAAAGCUAGUUUGUUACAAAAUUGCCAUUAGAUUACAAGACCACACUUACUUACAAAACAACCUCUGAUAAAAAACAAACCUUGAAAGAAGCUAAGUACAACACUGCCAGAUACAAAAACCAAAACCACUUUGUGUAAAAAGGGAAUGCACAUCCCCGCCUGCUGAAAUCAGCUGCAGUUCCGACAACUCAGGGGCAGAGGUACGCAAAAAAACUACCUUAUUGGAACUGAAUUUCUCGCGUAGUGUAUUUCGCAAUUUUGACGAGAGUAUUUUGCAGAAUUUUAUUUUUAUGAUUUUAACAGGCAAAUGUGAAAAAGGACAUAAAAUUUGCGACUUAACCAUUCUCAACCUCAUUUUAUUUUUUCAAAAGUCUGAACCUUUAAAAACUUUUAGAUAAACUGCAAUAAAUAAUGCGUGAAAUCUUUGCAAACUAAAGUUAUUUCAAAAGUGAAGAUACAAAAAGGAGCUUACCAGUAAAACUAGUCAGCAAUUUGUGUUUGUCCAUGCAUUUCCUUUAUAUGUCAAUUGUUGCUAUUACAAGUUAAUUCUUUUUUUGAAUUUUCUAUAUGGGUAUAAAAUUUCUCAUGCUUAAAAAUCAUGAUUAUUUAUUUUCGCGUUUUUUCUACGAUCUCGAAAGACACGAAAUUAAUUACCAAUGUAGCUUCCAAAAUGAUGACUAUAAACAAAAUUAUAUAACAAAAUUGGAAAAUAAAAAAGUUAGGAGCUCAAAUGAAUGCUGACCUAGACUGAUCCAAAUUUGCAAAUAUGUACAACUAAACAUGUCUCAAAAAACUACCCACAAUUUCUCCUAGCCAAGCCAUUCCUCUGGACUGUGCCGGCAAAAUAGCUAUUUCUGUCUGUUCUGUUAUAUACUACACUGUCGUAAAUAGCAUUUUUUCACUUAAACAGGGUCAGGGUUUGAAGACCUCAGCGGCACAACUAUACCCAAACUCGCCUUUUGUGCACCCACCAUUACCUGAUCACAUGUAAAAAGGCCAAAAUCUGCAAUUACGUAUUUUUGAUUGGUCCACACACAAAACAUCUAGCACAGUUCUGUUCUGACUGGCUUAGAGGUUUUAUGUUUUAUAGGAUUUUGACACUUGUAAUUAAAUGGUGUUUGAAUAAGAUGUAUCUGAUUCAUUUGAAUAACAUCCUCCCCAGGUUUAAAGGUGAUGUUAUAUGGAUACAUAGACUGAUCUGCAAUAGCGAUUUUUAGCGCAACAAAGCAUCGCAAUGUUAAAACAGUGUUGCAACCAUUUGAAACAAUGUUGCAAAACUGUUUGUGCUCCAAAUUGUCUUCUCAAAUUGUCCUUUGUAACAUAACCUUAAGUUUGUAUUUUCAUUUUUGUGGCUGAUAAUUUAGUCAAACCACCCAUAAGUGACCACUCAAAAUGUGAAGAGUUGGUGUUCACUUAUCAGAGGUGGUUGUAACCUGAGAUCAGGCUCUAUUUUCGUUUCGCUUUGAAAAUUACAUUCCGGCAGGCAUGGUAAAAUGAAAAGAGAGCCUGAUACAAACCUUCUACGAAACGUCUGCCACCCACUUUUUUGAUUGAUUGACAUUCGCCGAAUCAGCCAACCAAAAUUACUUCCGUUGCUUGUUUUUCUAGUAUGCAAAUUUUUCACGCGUGGGAAAAAUGCAGACUGGCUGACUUAAACAAUAGCUUUUAUCUGUUAAUUUUUUCAGCUAAAAAUAAAACAGUCAGCACAAUCACAUUUAACUUCUUGCGAGAUUAAGGGAGAUCUCGAAGGUUAUUUCUGUUGGCAUAGAAGGUAAAAAGUUUUCGAAAAGACAGCGACACGAUGUUCUACUAGUUUUAUUAUUUUGGCUAGUCGUGCUUGAAUUUAAAAUACUGAAAUUUCUAUUUUUCUGUUGCCUUAAUAUUUUCCUCAGCAAUUUCCCCCGAUUUUCAGUACAUAAAUCUUUUAAAACAAAAGCAAACAGCCAACAAGCGAUGACACCAGUUUUCCUGGUUUAUUUUAUACAAAAAGCCAAGGGAAACAAGUGCCUACACUGAAAAUUCCUUGAAUAGCGAUGCAAUAUUUUUCAUCGAAUACUUCACAGUUCGCGAUUGAGGUUUCUUUCGCAGUGAGCCUCCGCUUGCGUAACCCAUUCAGAGAAGUCAUUCCCGGCUAAACUUUCAAAUGAAACCAGUUUUAAGAUGGACAGUAUUUUGAUUUGCACUCGUUUGUUGGUAAAUCAAAAGACACCUUGUUAGUGGUCAACAACUUGCAGAGGGAUUCAACUCUGCAAAACACUCACGUUAGUUCCCUAAAUAAAGCAAAUCCUGAGAAGAUAUGAGCAACCAUAUGAAUUUUCUGAAUUUCCAUGGCACAUAUUAAGGCAUAUUUUCCUACCAUAAGACCAUAAAACAAUAAAAAAGACAGCAUAACGGAUCAUUCACGAAAACAACCACGCAAGGAAUAAGCGCUUUCAACUUCCGGCGUUUCCGACAGGCAAUCAGAUCUUGUGGCAUUGUUCUAACAGCCAAUCAGCGUCACGGCCAAAAUCUGGCCGUAACAAGCACAAACAUGAGAGAGUUUUUAUCAGGCCCAAUUUUAGCGGUAGCCAUUAGAGAGAAUGUAUGAGAACUGCUAAAAUUGGGCCUGAUCUCAGGUUAAGGUGGUUGCUUAUGACAGUCAAACUGCAGGAGGUCCUUUAUGAGGAGAAAUCUUUAGAUAACAAUAAUAUUAUAUGUAAAUCCAUGUUGUUUCUAAAAGUUUGUCUAUUAUGCUGAGUAACAUAGUAGAUGUAGGGAUCGCAAAAAAACAGAACUAUACAUUACACUAGGUGGUCGCUGCUCAAGAAGAGGUUUAAAAACAGUGGAAAAUCUUAAAACCCUCAUGCUAAACAAUGGUUGCUGUCGCUCAUGGAGGCAGUCAUUUACAAGAGUUUCCAACCAUAAGGCUUUGACUAGGAAAAGUGUGGUGGUUUAGAUAUUAAAAGUGGUGUUUUAUGGGAGGUGUCGCUUAUGAGACAUGGUCGCACAUGGAGCCAUGGAGGUUCAACUGUUAUAUUGAAAUAAAACUCUAGAUGAUAUUACCUUAUCACAGAAAUAAUCUUGUGUUAGUUUUUUAAAGAAAUGAAUGUUCUGAGGUUAAUGUAUUUAAAUGGAGGGUGGCAGGUGGCCUGUGGAAAAAAAAUUAGCAGGUGUUCUUUUUCUCCCUCUCUUCUGAAAGAAAGAGUCUUGUCGCAGGUUAACAUAGAUAUUAAAUAUCAUAUUCUCCUUCAUGCCUUUCCCUCAACUCCACCACUUAACCCCUUUCACAGAGAAAUUUAAUAUAAUUACCCUCAUACAUCCAUUAUCAACCACAGAGUUGGAUAAACUAUAAACAGAAAUAGCAACAAGAGAGUAGGUACUUUUGAUUACAGUCGAUUUGAUUACUUUAUUUUCAGUGCAUAGCCAUUGAGGACAUUAAUCCACAAGCCCCUGUUCAUUUCCUGGUUAUACCAAAGAAACAAAUAAGAAAGAUAACUGAUGCUACAGAUGAGGAUGAACAAGUAUGCACAUACCAUUUUGUUUGUUUUAAGUACAUUUACCUCUUGAUUUUUAUAUGACUGCUGUGUUUAAGAAUUAAGGUAUUGCUGUUAUUGCAAGUUAAAUUUACUGUAUUAUUAUUUAAUACCCUCAGAGAGCUGUUAUCCCAACCAGGAAUUUGGGUGAAUGUGUGCCAUGGGCACCCUGAAUCCCUUAGCCUAUUAGUAUAGUGUCAAACCUUUAAAAAGUUGACACUCAUAAGACUAGAGUAAUUGCGUUCGUGUUCCCUGUGUGGGUAUCUUGGACGGUGUACCACACUAUUGACUAGAAACCUACCCCUAUCCUGCCUCCUUUAUAGUUUCCUAUGGGGGAAAGUUUCCCUGGGGGAGUACUUCCCAGUAGUAGGGUAAUGGUUAUAUGUGCUGCUGGAUGGGGUCGCAUUUUCACAAUAGGAUUGACUAUUAUGGAGUUGCAUUUUUAUAAGUUACUAGAAUGAGGUUGCACAAUUUCAGGCUUUUGGGGGUCAGAAAAUUCAGGUAUGAAGGGAUUUAAGAAUAGAAAGAUUUACAGCACAUUAAGUUUAAUGAAUGUGUUAGUUCAUUUCAGGGUAUCCAGGGUAAAAGGCUUUAUAAGGUAGAUGCAUAAACAGAAAGUGACUAAGUUGGGAUUGCGAAAAUUACUUUUUUCCCAAAGUGACUAAGAUGGGAUCUAUAAUAUGGCCAUAGAAUAGACUAUAAUGGGGUAGGGAUUCUGAGAGGGCAGCGGGACAUACCAAGAGCAAAAAUUAACCCAAGUAACCCCCUCUCACCUCCACGCUAGUUUCAUAGACAUAAUAGACCUCCCUACAGACAGCUCUGAUACCUGCACUCUGCCCAAAGAUUUGAGACUUCGUGAGGAAAAGUGGAAUAGCAGAUCAGCCUAGAAAUGGGGAAUUCUGGAUCCUGUUAACCCGUCCUCUCACUUUCAACUCCUUUUUUGCACCCAGUCACUUUGAGAGAGAAAUCUUUAUAAUGAAAAUGUAUCAGGGCUGUCAUUACUUUUUAGAGCAGCCGUAGCAAAUUAAGAUUCAACCGUAACUUCUUCCCAGAACUUUGUGGUGUCACCUUUAGCUUUCCGCUUUGAUCACCCGUAAAAUGAAGUCAGCUCAGCAGUAACAGGUGUUACAGGUUACAGCCCUUAAUGACAGCUUUGCGUACAUGUAUGACUAUGUUUUUUUUUUUUCAGCUUCUUGGUCACUGUAUGAUUGUUGCGAAGAAAGUAGCAGCCCAGAAGAGUAUUGACCAGGAAGGCUAUCGUGUGGUAAUCAAUAAUGGUCAACAUGGCUGUCAGUCUGUCUAUCACACUCAUUUACACGUUUUAGGAGGGCGAAAGCUCAAGUUACCUCCAGGAUGACUAG
Molecule: messenger RNA, 5905 nt
Organism: Porites lobata
Lineage: Eukaryota; Metazoa; Cnidaria; Anthozoa; Scleractinia; Poritidae
Source: the annotation of a GenBank genome assembly